Corapipo altera (White-ruffed manakin) is the source of this 1425-nucleotide messenger RNA. It is a transcript of the gene LDHD, whose product is annotated as lactate dehydrogenase D. Bases 1 to 1317 code for a protein of 438 amino acids. Gene Ontology annotation, biological process: lactate catabolic process. Gene Ontology annotation, cellular component: mitochondrion. The transcript has 10 exons. Lineage: Eukaryota; Metazoa; Chordata; Aves; Passeriformes; Pipridae. The record is from RefSeq and is a predicted model, not a curated record. Gene Ontology annotation, molecular function: D-lactate dehydrogenase (cytochrome) activity; D-lactate dehydrogenase (NAD+) activity; FAD binding.
AUGCCCACAGCACUCAGUCCCUGCGCUGUCACCACUGUCACCAACAAGAGGAAACCACAGUCCCCUGUGCCGGGGCAGCUGCGGUUUGCGGCUCCCAGGGAACCCCGCGGUCCCCCCCGCCUGCUCCCGGCCGUGCUGCUGAUGGCAGGGCCUGCGGCACAGCACACGCCGGUGCCACCAGGUCCAGGCUCACCAGCUGUUGGGGUGCCCGUGGGCCACGUGGGCGGGCUGUUGGAACAGGCCAGGCGGGCGGCAGAGCUGUGCCAUCCCGGUGUGACCCGCAAGGCCCUCAACAGCCACCUGCGUGGCACCGGGCUCUGGUUCCCUGUCGAUCCCGGGGCAGAUGCCUCUCUGUGUGGCAUGGCAGCCACGGGCGCUUCGGGCACCAACGCCGUGCGCUACGGCACCAUGCGCCCCAACGUGCUCAACCUGCGCGUGGUGCUGCCGGACGGGCGCCUGCUCCACACCGCCGGCCCCGGGCGCCAGGCCAGGAAGCGGGCGGCCGGCUACGACCUGACCUCGCUCUUCGUGGGCUCUGAGGGCACCCUGGGCUUCCUGACUCAGGCCACGCUGCGCCUGCACCCGCUGCCCGAGGCCACUGCUGCCACCAUCGCCUCCUUCCCUGGCGUGGGGGCGGCCGUGGCGUGCACGGUGCAGGUGCUGCAGGCGGCCGUGCCCGUGGCCCGCAUCGAGUUCCUGGAUGAGGUGAUGGCAGAGGCCUGUGGCCGCUACAGCGGGAUGGGGCUGCCGGUGGCAGCCACGCUCCUCCUGGAGCUCCACGGCUCCCGUAACAGCCUGGCUGAGCAGCAGCGGCAGACGGAGGAGAUCGUGCGACUGAACGGUGGCUCCGGCCUGGCGUGGGCGGAGGAGCCGGAGGAGCGCGGGCGGCUCUGGGCCAUGCGCCACAACGCCUGGUACGCGGCCCUGGCCCUGCGGCCCGGCUGCCAGGGCUACUCCACGGAUGUCUGUGUGCCCAUCUCCCGCCUGCCCGAUGUGGUGGUGGAGACCAAGCAGGACCUGCAGGACUCUGGCCUCACUGGACCCAUGGUGGGACACGUAGGCGAUGGCAACUUCCACUGCAUCCUCGUCUUCAACACCCAGGACCCAGAGGAGGCCCAGCGCAUCCACGCCUUCACCCAGCGCCUGGGCAGGCGGGCGCUGGCGGCAGGGGGCACCUGCACUGGGGAGCACGGCGUGGGGCUGGGCAAGCGGGCACUGCUGCUGGAGGAGCUGGGCCAGGAGGGGCUGGACACCCUGCGCUCCAUCAAGGCUGCACUGGACCCCCACAACCUCAUGAACCCUGGCAAGGUGCUCUGAGGGGGGGUGCUGGCAUUGAGCUGGCAGUGGGAGGCUGCAAUCCCUGGAGACAGGGCUGGGGUGGCCAUGCUGCCCUGCACUGCCACCCUUUGUGUCCCCACAAAUCCC